Messenger RNA from Rhinopithecus roxellana (golden snub-nosed monkey), 897 nucleotides. Its product is annotated as canalicular multispecific organic anion transporter 1-like. The coding region runs from base 1 to 897 and encodes 298 amino acids. Gene Ontology annotation, cellular component: membrane. The transcript is spliced from 7 exons. Gene Ontology annotation, biological process: transmembrane transport. Gene Ontology annotation, molecular function: ATP binding; ATPase-coupled transmembrane transporter activity; ATP hydrolysis activity. The record is from RefSeq and is a predicted model, not a curated record. Lineage: Eukaryota; Metazoa; Chordata; Mammalia; Primates; Cercopithecidae.
AUGGCUGUUUCUCUUCGGCUUAAAGCAUGUGAAAUUGAAACCAAUGCAGUUGCUGUUGAAAGAGUUUGCGAAUAUGAAAAUAUGGAUAAAGAGGCACCUUGGAUAAUGUCUAGAAGACCCCCAUUACAAUGGCCUAAUAAAGGUGUAGUAGAAUUUAUUAAUUAUCAGGCUCGAUACCGAGAUGAUCUUGGUUUAGCAUUGCAAGAUAUCACUUUCCAGACUCAUGGGGAAGAGAAGAUUGGAAUUGUGGGAAGGACUGGAGCAGGCAAAUCCACACUAUCAAAUUGCUUAUUUAGAAUUGUGGAGAGAGCAGGAGGCAAAAUUAUUAUUGACGGAAUUGAUAUAUCAACUAUUGGACUUCAUGACCUUCGUGGCAAACUUAACAUUAUUCCACAGCAUCCUGUUUUAUUUUCUGGAACCCUUCAAAUGAACCUGGAUCCCCUAAACAAAUAUUCUGAUAGCAAGCUGUGGGAAGUGCUGGAAUUGUGUCACUUAAAAGAGUUUGUGCAGUCCCUUCCUGAGAAGCUACUGCAUGAGAUUUCAGAGGGUGGUGAGAACCUCAGCAUGGGACGACGGCAGCUGGUCUGUCUUGCUCGUGCUUUGCUUCGAAAAACAAAAAUUCUCAUCUUGGAUGAAGCAACAGCCUCCAUCGACUUUGAGACGGACAAGUUGGUGCAGACCACAAUCAGGAAGGAGUUUUCUGAUUGCACCAUCCUGACCAUUGCUCACAGACUGCAAUCUAUCAUUGAUUCAGACAGGGUGCUUGUUCUAGACUCAGGAAGCAUUGUGGAAUUUGAAGCACCUCAGAAUUUGAUACGUCAGAAAGGACUUUUCUAUGAAAUGACAACGGACGCUGGAAUAACACAAGAAUCAGGCACAAAAAAUAAAUUACUUUAG